AUGGGCCGUUACUCGGUUGCUGAAACUCUACAACUGCAGCGAACAGGCGAUAUGGCUAAACACUAACGGUCGCCUCGUUAAAGCCUUUGGCAGAUUUCUCGUCGGUUUAACAUUAUCGUUUUACUACAAUUAAACCCUGGACCCUGUGGUCUGAUAGAAGCACCGACCAGAUAAAGGGGGACUCUGUUGGGGGCGUUUCGCUGCCCGUUUGGAUCGGGAUGAUCUCCAACUGCGGGGGGUGAUCUCUGUGUUUAAACUCUGGGGUGGCAUCAGUAGGAUGAGCUGCCCCUAAACCCAUGAAGUCUGACGCACACUGCUACAAAUACAGCAGUCGAUGCAGUCUUUCAGAGGCUCCCCCUGGCUGAAAAACCAGCAGCAACAGCAGCAUGUCCCGCGUCUCCUCCACCCCCAAACGCUAUGCUGGCUCCUCCUACACCAGCCACUAUAGCUCCUACAGCCCCUCCCUGACCCCGGGCCUCAGCACCUAUAGCGAGCGGGACCGGCUGUCCACCUACAGGUCCCCCAACUCCACUUCCUCCUCAGGAUACUCGUCCAGCUACCUGAGCAGCUCCGCCGCCCGCGGCCGCAACUACAGCGCCUCCUCGGACCCCGAUCGAGACCGGGGUCGAACUAUCCCUCGCACCGACAUCCUCGGGAGUAGCAGCAGCAGCAUCAACAGCCGACGGAGCGAGAGCCUCAGCAGAACCCCCGUCAAGAGCUACGGAGCGUCAGGUCUGAGUGGGGGGUCCGCCUACUCAGGCUACAGCUCCUACCAGUCCAGCUACCUCGCUUCUUCACCGGCGGCCUCCAGCAUCUCACUCAACAGAAGAAAGUCUGUUUCCCAGAGUGACCUGAGCAGGGACUUGUCCUCCCUGAGCCUCAGCGAUGCGUCCUCCACCUCCACCAGUGCCCUACGGAGCUACCACAGUCGAACUAAAAACGUGCCCGAGUCGUAUGACAUAGGCUCCAGACCGGGCAGCUCGAGCCUGUUGCGGAGCUCCACUCAGGAGGCCUUCAGUAGCAGCAGCAGCAGCAGAGCAUAUAGCUCCUCGGCAUGGGAACCAAGCAGCAACGGGAUGUCUGACACCCCGAGCAGGAACUCCACAGUGACCCUCACCAGCUUAUUCAAGGCAGUGUGCAUCUCUCCAUGGUGGUGGAUUUGCUGCUGCAGGACAUAUGAGCACCAGACAGCUGUACCACAUAUUGUUUCUCAGCCAAGACCAGUCCAAAAUAACUCAAAGAGUGCCCAAGGCCUGGUUGGAUUGAAGAACUUAGGAAAUACUUGUUUCAUGAACAGUAUCCUGCAGUGUCUGAGCAACACACAGAACCUGCGUGACUACUGCCUGCACAACUCGCACCGCAGAGACCUUAACAACAACAGCCGCACCAACACAGCCCUCAUGGAAGAAUUUGCUAAGCUGAUCCAGAUCAUGUGGACGUCGACCAGCAGCGAGGCGGUCAGCCCUUCUGAAUUCAAAACACAGAUCCAGAGAUACGCUCCCAGAUUUGUAGGAUACAACCAACAGGAUGCUCAGGAGUUCCUGCGCUUCCUGCUGGACGGCCUGCAUAACGAAGUCAACAGGGUCACUGUGAGGCCGAGGGGCACCGUGGAGGACUUUGACCACCUGCCAGAUGAAGAAAAGGGGAAGAAGAUGUGGAGUAAAUAUUUGGAAAGAGAGGAUAGUAAAAUAGUUGAUGUGUUUGUGGGGCAGCUGAAGAGCUCCCUGACCUGCAGCCACUGUGGUUUCUGCUCCACUGUGUUCGAUCCCUUCUGGGAUCUUUCUCUGCCUAUCGCAAAGAAGGGCUACGGCGAGGUGAGUCUGAUGGACUGCAUGCGGCUCUUCACCAAAGAGGACGUCCUCGAUGGGGAUGAGAAGCCGACAUGCUACAGAUGUAAAGCCAGGAGGAGGUGCACAAAGAAGUUCACAAUACAGAAGUUCCCCAAGAUUCUAGUGCUGCACCUGAAACGCUUCUCUGAGGCACGACGAACCAGCAAACUGUCCACCUUUGUUAACUUCCCCAUGAAGGACCUCGACCUUCGAGAGUUUGCCUCUGAAAACAGCACAAAUGCAGUAUAUAACCUGUAUGCAGUGUCCAACCACUCAGGCACAACCAUGGGAGGUCACUACACAGCCUAUUGUCGCAAUCCCAGCUCGGGAGAAUGGUACACCUUUAACGACUCCAGAGUAACGCCAAUGUCGUCCAGCCAAGUGCGCAGCAGCGACGCCUACGUCUUGUUCUACGAGCUGGCUUCGUCCUCGCGGAUGUGAGGACUCCCGAAGGACGCGGCUCGGCUUUGGCUGUCGCACAGACGGACGGACAUUUAUAUUUGGACAUUAGUUCC
Messenger RNA from Poecilia latipinna (sailfin molly), 2344 nucleotides. It is a transcript of the gene usp2a, whose product is annotated as ubiquitin specific peptidase 2a. The coding region runs from base 387 to 2270 and encodes 627 amino acids. Lineage: Eukaryota; Metazoa; Chordata; Actinopteri; Cyprinodontiformes; Poeciliidae. Gene Ontology annotation, biological process: protein deubiquitination. Gene Ontology annotation, molecular function: cysteine-type deubiquitinase activity. The transcript is spliced from 15 exons. The record is from RefSeq and is a predicted model, not a curated record.